GCGCGCACACGGGCGCUCAGAACGUAUCGCUGGCGGCUCUGUGUCCACCCGGACCACUCUGGGUCAUGGAGCCGCGUGCGGGGGACACCACAGACCCUAGGGGGAGCAGAGGAGGCCGCCGCGCUCCCCAGCGGGCCAGUCCCAGCGCCCGGCAGCUCCUGUCGCGGCUGGACGCGCGCCCCCUGGCGGCCCGAGCUGCGGCCGACGUGGCGGCGCUGGUUCGCAGGGCGGGCGCCACAUUGCGCCUGCGCCCCAAGGACGGGGGGGUGUCCUUGUUCCGUACACGACUACGAGUCUCUUACAGGAGGUCUAUUUUAUUAGCAUUACCAGAGCUUGUCGAGUAUUAAAUCUGGCAUCUGCAGGCAUCAUUGACAUGUCUAUUGCUUAGGGUAUUUAUUUAUUUUACAUCUUUAUUAUUUAUUAUUGUACACAACUGGCAUUCAGUUUUUUUUAAUUAUCUUACCCACACUUCCCACACCAGUAGAGCACAGUCACGUGCACAAAGUAGACAAUCAAUAAAUAGCUGUCAAAUUCCUACACGAAGGAAUGAAUACCCGGUAAGAAUGAGUCCACUUCCUACCACUCCUAACUUUCUGAAGAAUUGUAUUUCCCGUAUGCAGGGCGCGACGCAGUUCUGUGAAGUAAAAGAGCGACACUUACUUCCCACCGCCCUGUAACCGCCUUGUCUGUCAGAUGCCGCAAUGUUUUGUGGGAAAAGUAGUUCUAGAGCUCGUCCUUCGGCCCCCAGCAAACUUAGCCUAAACUAAACUUCCCAGCAAGCCUUGCACCCGCCUGGGAAGAGAGGCAAGAUGGCGGAACGCGAAGAGGGUGUUUUGCAGUCCGCUGGACACUCCACUGCCCCAGUUUCGUUCACCUUCAGUCGCACUGCCGCCCGAAAGCGGCUGGCCGACCGUGGAGUCGGCAUGGGUGCGGCUCCAGAAGAGAAGGAUUUCUUGAGGACCGUGGAAGGGAGAAAAUUGCAGAGUGUGAAUCCCUCAGAAGCCCCCAAGGAACUCGUCAUCCCUUUGAUUCAGAGUGGCUCUCGAAGACAGCCACCAACCCAGGCCCCUGGCCCAUCCACAGAUGUGGAGGCCAGGGCAGAUGGGAUGCUUUCCCAGGCUGUGAAGGAGCUCAUUGAGGAAUCCAAGAAGUCUCUGGAGGAGAGAGAGAAUGCAGGUGUCGACCCCACGCUCGCUAUCCCUAUGAUCCAGAAAAGAUGUACCCCCAAUGAGGAAGGGUCAGACAACGAGCCCCAGGCUGAGACAGUGCCCAAGGAGGCCGAUUACGAGGCAGUCCCUGUGGAGGCAUAUGGGCUGGCCAUGUUGCGGGGCAUGGGCUGGAAACCUGGCCAAGGCAUCGGCCGAACCUUCAGUCAAGUGGUGAAGCCUCGUGUCAACUCACUGAGGCCUAAAGGGUUAGGGCUGGGCGCCAGCCUGACUGAGGUCCAGGCCCUGGCCUCCAGUGGCCCCCACCGCCUGCCAAAGCCAGAUGAGGAACAAGAGAAAGAUAAGGAAGACCAGCAUCAAGGACUGGUUCCUGGAGGAGCUGUGGUGGUUCUUUCUGGCCCUUACCGAGGCCUCUAUGGGAAGGUGGAAGGCCUUGACCCUGACAAUGUUAGAGCCAUGGUUCGUUUGGCUGUGGGGAGCCGCAUGGUGACUGUUAGUGAGUACUGCCUACAGCCUAUCUCCCAGAAGGAAUUUGAUAAGAACUCCUUGGAUCUCAGCCAGGUGAGCAAAACUUCUCCAGGGCAAAAGAAUGGAACACCCUCGUCGUCGUCACUAAAGGCCUUCCAGAAUCAGGACCCCCCCACCCAGCGGGGAACAGAAGAGAGGAAGCGGAAACGCCUUCCAGACCGGCAAGACAGGCCUCCAUCCAAGAGUGAGAAAGUGGCCUCCAGGAGACAGCACUGGUUGCACAGGGACCUGCGUGUGCGGUUUGUGGAUAAACUGCAUAAGGGUGGGCAGUAUUACAACACCAAGAUGACAAUCGAAGAUGUCCUCAGCCCAGAUACUUGUGUAUGUCGGACAGAUGAAGGCCAGGUCCUGGAAGGUAUCAUGGAAAACAUGCUGGAGACCCUCAUCCCCAAGGUCCAGGGCAAACAGGUGAUGGUAGUGCUGGGACCACAGGCUGGAAGGGUGGGCCGUCUGCUGGGCUGGGACAGAGAACAGAGCCAGGCUGUGGUUCAGCUGCGGAGAGAGAAUCGACUGGUAGAGCUUCACUAUGAUGCUGUCUGCGAGUACAGGGGCCCCAGUAACUCAGAUGAAGACUGACCCAUGGACUCAUUCAGUUCCCCAGGCAGUUACCAGUUCUGUACAGUGUAAAAAGCCCAUGUUUGUGAAGGUGGGGAGGCCAUUGUCCACCCUGUACUUGGAGUGCAGCCCUGGGACAGGGACAGGGCACAAAAUGGAUAGACCAGAGGGAGGAUGAAAACAAACCUAGUACUUACCAGCAGUUAGUAUAAAAUAAAAACCAUUUCAAAUACUUAGUAAAAUGAAGAGCUCAUAAGUGG
Molecule: messenger RNA, 2509 nt
Organism: Phyllostomus discolor (pale spear-nosed bat)
Lineage: Eukaryota; Metazoa; Chordata; Mammalia; Chiroptera; Phyllostomidae
Gene: GPKOW
Product: G-patch domain and KOW motifs
Exons: 12
Coding region: 810-2270 (486 amino acids)
Biological process (GO): mRNA splicing, via spliceosome
Cellular component (GO): spliceosomal complex
Molecular function (GO): nucleic acid binding
Source: RefSeq, a predicted model, not a curated record